Messenger RNA from Rhodofomes roseus, 786 nucleotides. RefSeq lists its product as uncharacterized. Lineage: Eukaryota; Fungi; Basidiomycota; Agaricomycetes; Polyporales; Fomitopsidaceae. Gene Ontology annotation, molecular function: oxidoreductase activity. The record is from RefSeq and is a predicted model, not a curated record. The annotation marks the transcript as partial. The transcript has 3 exons. Gene Ontology annotation, cellular component: endoplasmic reticulum.
UGCGAGGAAUUCGCCUCGAAGGGAUGCAAAGUCUACGCCACUGCGCGCAGACUCGAAGCCAUGGAGGGCUUCAAGCAGCCAAACAUCGAGCGUCGUGCUCUUGACGUGACCAAUGACGCAAAUGUCAAUGAAGUCGUUGCUAGUGUCAUUGAGCGCGAAGGGCGCAUCGACAUCGUUAUCAACAAUGCGGGCUCGAUGUGCCACGGCCCGACAUUGGACAACUCGAUCGAAGACAUUGCCGCCGUCUUCAACACCAACACCCUGUCCAUCAUUCGCGUCUGCAAAGCCGCCGUGCCUUACAUGGUCAAGCGCAAGCGCGGACUCAUAGUAAACAUCGGCUCUAUCGUCGGCGAGAUCCCGACGCCCUGGUCCGGGCCCUACUCCGCCUCCAAAGCCGCCGUCGCCUCCUUCUCCCAGACGCUCUCGAUGGAGCUUCGUCCAUUCGGGCUGAAGGUCCUCCACUACUCACCAGGCGGGGUGCGCUCCAACAUCGCGGCGAACGGCGCACCGCGCGUGCCGCUCCCACCCGACAGCCUCUGGGCAGCCUACCGCGAUGCGAUCCUCACGCGUGUCAUGGCCAGCGCGGGCGGGCGGAGUGUGUCGUGCGAGGCGUUCGCGCGGGACGUCGUGAGGGAGUCGCUCAGGGAGGGCUGGUCUGUGGGCAGCUAUCGCGCGGUGAUGACCGCGCCGCCGGCGGGGCUGUAUAAGGUGCUGGUGUGGCUGCCGAGGAGCUUGGUCCUUUGGAUUUUGUGGAAGGUGGUUGGAGGGAAGCCAAAGGGGAGUUGA